UGGGGGUCACCACAGCAUGAGGAACUGUAUUAAAGGGUCGUGGCAUUAGGAAGGUUGAGAACCAUUGCCUUAGAAACAUAAAAAAUAUAUUCUUAGAAACAUAAAAACAUUCUCCUAACAUUUGGUUGUCCCACUGGCUCCCCGUUUUUGCCUGUUUUCUUCGAGUCAUCUUGGUUCCCUUCUCUCUGACCCCGUUUGAUCGGAUUUGUUGCUUCUCGCCAUCUGCUCCCUGACCCCCGAGGAGCAUUAUUUAGGUGUCACCUGUCCUAGGCCUGCCUCAGCCUCCCUCAAUGAACCCCCACACCCACUGCCACCUCUAUUCUCCUCUCUCUUCUCUCCUUAUGAUUUCUCACCCCCUGACACCCCCAGUUCAUUGAUUAGGAUCUGUUUCUCCCCACUGGCAUGUGAGCAUGGUGAGUGCAUGGCAUCGUUUCCCUGGGUGCCUAGUGUGGGGCUUGGCGAGUAGCCCGUUCUGCGUCAGUGUUUACUGAACGAAUGAAAGGCACAUGAAGCAGGUAGUAUUGGCAUCCCUGCCGUCCACCCUCCUGCGUUCAUGCCAUCCUCGCUGCCUUGCCUUGUUAGAAAGCGGGGCUAGGGGACCCCAAUCCCACUGCUCUCUGAUCUUUGGCUGUAGACCUCGUCUUUCAUUCUGGCCGUGGGCUUCUGUGAGGGAACCCCUGUGGAGGGCUGGGUGGGUGAGAAUCCAUCCUAAUGGCCAAGCACAGGCGCCCUGCCCUGGUGGCGGGAGCCUGGUGGGUUCCAUUUGACAGGAAGGAAUGGGAUGCUGUGCACAGGAGUUGAGAUGUCUGAUCAGGACGGGUAUUUAGAGAACAGAAGUGCCAAGUCAUCCACGGUGCUCAGUUCCAUUAGUGUGUAGUUAGCCCACUAUGUGAUAUUAGUUCCAUCUGAGACGGGCCGGCCUGUUUUAGAAGUUUAUUUUAGAGGAUGGCUUGGUGUGUGGAUGAGGCUGCAGGUGCGGGUGGGAUUUGGGGAGGAGGCAGAUGACCUAGCUUGUUUGGGGUGAAUGGCACCCUUUGGGGGAAAGGCGUGGAAGGGGUGGGGUGUUUGAUUCCAGGGGACCUGAAAUCCCUCUCUAAGGGGUGGACAGGCUGUCUGGAAUGGCUUGACUGAUGACCCAGAGGCACCGACCUACCCACGCCCAGGGGAGGAGGAGUUCAGCCGGUGUAUUAAGGAGGGCGGGCACACUGGGCUUUGUCAGAAGUUGGUCCUCGCUGAAGUUUUCCACGCUGCUCCACCGCGCCCUCUGCUGUCCGGGACGGGACGUUUCCGCAUCCUUGUUUUCCUCUCGAGGCGAGUUCAUGUUAACAGCACAGAACUGAACUCCAGAUGGAAUACUUCCUUCUAGAAACUAACUGGUGGCCAUUUUAUCAUGUACGAUGGCUCAGAAUCUCAGGAAAGAUUUUUUUAGGGAGGGGGAACUCCCUGCUGUGUGAGUCUGUGUGUUGGAGUGAAACUGGCAGGUUUGGAUGACACCCUCGGGCCCCUCCGCCUGGACUUGUGGGUCUGUCACUCCAACUGGCUUCCAGUGGAGAUGGGGUAUCUGGGGGAGAGUCCCAGAGAGAAUACAAGGAAGGACGAGCCCAGAGAGAGGGCAGAGGUCGUCUGCCCUCGAGGGACCGCGGGACACAGUGUCUUCAAUGGCUUCGUUGGUGGCUUAUGACGACUCAGACUCCGAGGCUGAGAGCGAGCCUGCGGGAAGCUGUGCUGCCGCUGGCCGGAGGAAGGACUCUUGUGUUACGGUUGAACCUCGCGGUCAGGAUUUCGCAUCGGGAGUCCUGGACGGGGCAGGAGGCACACUGACCACCAAGCACAGCUCCUGUGAGGACCCAGCCGGCCAGCGCCUCCCACUGGCUCGGCUCUGGAGGAGCGACCCAGGCUCUUGCCCCAGCCAGAGGCUACAGUGGCCCAGGACAGCGCCCGACGUCACCUUCCCCACAAGCGAGCCUCCUCGUCCUUCCCUGUGGACCAGCCACGCUCCCGCUGGCCGUGGGCCCCGGGCAGCCGCCUGCUUGAAGCAGGUGAGACUCUCCUGGGGAACUUACGACCCCCCUGAGCCACCUUCCGGUGCCCAACCCAAACCUGAGACCCCGGGGAAGAGUGGCAGCUCUCUUCAGAAGAAAGGGCGAGAGGACUGUAUUGUACCCUACACCCCGAAGAGACUGAGAUGCUCGCAAGCAUUAAGCACAGAAACGGGCAAGAACAAAGAUGCGGAGGCCCGGGGUCCCUCUCUGCGCGCCCCGCGCCCUCUGUGCACGGCCCCCCAAGUGUCCGAGUUCAUCCAGCCGUACCUGGGCACCCCGUAUAAGGAAACCCAGAUAUCCCAGAAGGUCCUCUUCCACCUGCGAGGCCACAAGGGCCCCGUCAGCAGCAUCCAGUGGUGCCCCGUCUUUUCAAAGAGCCACAUGUUCCUCUCGGCUUCUCUGGAUAAAACCUUCAAGGUGUGGAACGCGGUGGACUCGGGGAGAUGCCUGCAGACCUACUCUCUGCACAGUGAGGCGGUGCGGGCUGCUCGGUGGUCUCCCUGCGGCCAGCGCAUCCUCAGCGGUGGCUUCGACUGCGCUCUGCACCUCACCGACCUUGAAACAGGAACCCAGGUAUUCAGUGGUCAGAGUAACUUCAGAGUCACUACCUUGAAAUUUCAUCCGAAAGACCACAACCUUUUUGUGUGUGGGGGCUUCAGCUCUGAGGUCAAAGCCUGGGAUGUGAGGGCCGGCAAGGUGGUGAGAAGCUACAAGGCGACCAUCCAGCAGACCUUGGACAUCCUCUUCCUCCAGGAAGGCUCUGAGUUUCUGAGCAGCACAGAUGCUUCGAGCCGGGACUCUGCUGAUCGUACCAUCAUCGCCUGGGAUUUCCGGAGCUCCGCCAAAAUCUCCAACCAGAUCUUCCAUGAGAGGUACACCUGCCCCAGCCUGGCCUUGCACCCGCGGGAGCCUGUGUUCCUGGCCCAGACCAAUGGCAACUACCUGGCCCUCUUCUCCGCCGUGUGGCCCUACCGGAUGAGCAGAAGGCGGCGCUACGAAGGGCACAAGGUGGAAGGCUACGCGGUGGGCUGCGAGUGCUCCCCGGACGGAGACCUGCUGGUGACGGGCAGCGCCGACGGCCGGGUCCUGCUCUACUGCUUCCGCACGGCCAGCCGGGCGCGCACGCUGCACGGGCACACGCAGGCCUGUGUGGGCACCACCUUCCACCCUGUGCUGCCUUCCGUCCUCGCCACCAGCUCCUGGGAGGGUGACAUCAAGAUCUGGCACUGAGCCUUCCAGCGCAGCGCCCCUGGACAGACAUUGCCACCCGGCUCCCUGGGGUGGGGGGGACUAAUGCCGAGGCUGGCGCUCCCCUCUGGGGUCCUCAGUGUCCUCUGAAGCCAGGCCAGCAGCCUUUUGUCUCGGUGGUGAGGCUGGGAAGUGAGCGCCUGGCACCCUGCUCGUGGCGCUCAGUAAAUACGCGCGUUUCGCUGUUUUGUAGGUGA
This is a messenger RNA of Myotis myotis, 3487 nucleotides long. It is a transcript of the gene WDR25, whose product is annotated as WD repeat domain 25. NCBI's taxonomy places the organism in Eukaryota, Metazoa, Chordata, Mammalia, Chiroptera, Vespertilionidae. The transcript is spliced from 7 exons. The record is from RefSeq and is a predicted model, not a curated record. The coding region runs from base 1488 to 3272 and encodes 594 amino acids. Gene Ontology annotation, molecular function: protein binding.